GUGCUGCGCAUUGCGGCUUGUCUCUUGAAGAUGCAUGGUUUCUCACUGAGAAAGUCCUCCCGAAAACUAGGGUAUCGAGGAAUUCCGAUUUCUCGUCUCCAACACUGAACAUUAGGCUCUAAUCUUUGUUGUCAGGGAAAUUGCACUUCUCAAAGUCAGCUGUAAGGUAUGGCCUGGUUGUAAAUUUUUGUACUAUUAUAGUUGAAGCAUUGGACUGGUAUCAUCCGAGAAGGCCCGAUUGUGUGGGGAGUAGGUGGAUUCGCUGGAGAUGGAUAGCGGGACGUCAUCAAUGUCGGUGUUCAACUCGAAGCGAGUGUGACUACGGUGUGAGGGAUUCGAUAAGCAGACUCUUGGUGAAUGGCCGUGAUGCUGUGAACAGAGGAACCAAUUUAUCUUUAGCAUAAUUCACGUCUACUUGAGUACAUUUUUGUAAAUUUGAACAUACUGGUACUACCCUAAGCGGACAUAGUAGCCAGGAAGCGGGACGUCUUGGAGCUCUUCAAAAGCCAUGGAGGAUCACAUUCUGUCUCCCUCGCUGGAAGACAUUAUCGACAGCAGCGCAGGUAUUCUGAAGAGACUUACACUACUCAAUCCCGUCGAUGUGGAGGAUAUGGCAACAGACGAGGACACCCCGGGCUCCUCGAGCCUGGAAAGAGGCGCGUUGGGACGAUUAGAUGGAGGGAACGGUUGUUCUACUUCACAAGCAGGAAGAUUAGGUAUUUUGCGCCACACGUCGGAUGGGACAUUUGUGUCACCGGAGUUUGACAUGGACGUGCAGGAGCAAGAAAACGUGGCGAUGGACCCAAAAGUGUGGAGCGAGCUUCCGGAGCAUCUCAUGGAUAGCAUUCUCGCAUGGUUGCCACUGCCGAGCUUUCUUCGUGUGCGAUCGAGGUACGCUGCUUACGAUCCGUCGCUCAAUAAAUGGCACCUUCUGCCGCUGUCGUGCUUUCUCUCGGGCCCGUCGCUCAGUCAGUUUGUCGUUCUGGCCGCCGCGGGAGGUUUGCUUUGCUUGGGAGGUACGAGUGGAAGCGUUCCGCAAGGUCGCAAUGGGUAUGCCGUUGAUCCGAUGACCAAGGCAGACCGCAAUCUGUAUGUGUCCAAUCCAAUCACCAAAAUUCGAAGAAAGCUUCCGCCAAUGCUCAGGAUGCAAAAUCCUUACAUCGUAGGGAUGGUCAUCGAUUCUGCCAAGAAGAGCUACAAAAUCUUGGUCGCCCAAGAAGGCGAGCAUCUGAAGUUGCAGGUGUACGAUUCAAUCAGCAACUCAUGGGAGUUGACCGACAGUCUGCGGAGAAGGGUGGCGCUCGUUGUAGGAACAGCUUACAUGCACGGUAUCCUCUACUGCUUGACGUUCGGUCCCGGUAUCGGUGUGUCCACGUACCAUGUGGAUGCAGGGUGUUGGCAAGACCUGCGAGCACGCAUGCCUCCUUGUCUGACCUGUCCGCAGCUGUUUGAAAAUCGGGGAUGCCUGAUGAUGGUCGGAGGUAUCGAGGAGUUCGGAAGUAUCAAGAGUAUUCACGUGUGGCGCCUUGAUGAAGCCAAAAGGGAGUGGGUAGAAGUUCUGAGGAUGCCAGACAAUCUGCUCCAUGAGUUGUCAAGUGGUCCUCCUGGUGGUCAUUUUCUGUUCGUUGCCCACGGGGAUCACAUCUGUUUCACUUAUUAUCGAGCCAAAGAAAUGCUCAUGUGUAAUCUGUACAGAAACGCUUGGUGGUGGCUUCCUAGAUGCACUCUUGACGAUUAUUUGGAUGCCCGUAGUGUACUCGGGUUUUCUCUAGAGCCCAGGUUGGAUGCGGCUGUUUAAAGUGUGUCCAUACGUAAUAACUCUACCUCAGGACGCGUUCGCGAACUCGAGGUCUGAAUCAUUUACCUACCUUUUGUGAGUUUCUUUCUCGACCUUAUGAAAGGGAUGACGAAAACGCAGCAGAUGCUGAAACUAACUGCUCAGAUAGGGAGGAGUACUACGAUGUACAUGAAUGAUUCCUUGAAAUUUUCGGAUUUUGUAUCCAAACUUUCCUCGUACCUAUUGCUGUUUAUUUCUUUCAAGGGGUGAAGUAAAGCCGGGAUGCUGUCUUCCUCUUAUUGUAAUUAUGAUGACUUUUCAAGGUCGGGAUCCCCUCCCUGUUUAAUAGAUGGGAGUACUUGAGCAAACACUUCAUUUGGAUCGGAAAGAUGAUGGUGG
Messenger RNA from Marchantia polymorpha subsp. ruderalis, 2176 nucleotides. The record is from the annotation of a GenBank genome assembly. NCBI's taxonomy places the organism in Eukaryota, Viridiplantae, Streptophyta, Marchantiopsida, Marchantiales, Marchantiaceae.